CCCCUAUCUCCGUUAGGUGCGCCGAGGAGGCAAAAAAAUUGUUACUCACUCCUGAUCCGAAUUUCGGCCUUCACCUCCUUAUCCCCACAAUUCAACCAAGUAACUAAACGACCACCGAACCUUAAUACACACCUAGAACCCGGCUGGUUCAAGCACAUACUGGUUGGUUUUUGUGUGCGAUCUUUACACCCGUCUGUUCAUCACAAUUCAACAAACCUAUAUAUUUAUCUGCACUGUCCGGCUGUCCCGAAAAUCCCAUACUCGACCGAGCAAGCCUCCAUACAUCCAUCCCGUCUGAUAAUGCGAACCUGAGCCAGGCCGGGAUGGCGUCCUUGGCCUCGGCUCCUUCAUCGCAAAUUAUUCACAACCCAGCAGACCACGAAAAUGGCACAAAGUCCAUCACUUUAGAAAAGAUGGUAUCGGGUGCGGAGCAGGCGGCGCCUUUGCCGUUACCAACCGGCGUAGCGGGCGGUCUGUCUGCAGGCGAUGAGCCUGUCGAGAUCACUGCUGUUCAGAAAAUGGUGUCGGCCAUUUCUGGCAGCUUAUUGACCGGGCUUUUAGUUACGCCCUUGGAUGUCGUUCGUGUGCGGCUACAGUCGCAAACCAUCGCCAAGCCUGAAUCAUCGGUUAAAGCUUACAAACUACCGCUCACCUCCACAAGCGCAUUCCGCCCGCCUGCUAAUAUAGGCGUCACGGCGUGCUGUCGCGAAGUUUUUUUCAUGAACAACAAUGCCCAGUUCUGCGUUGUUGGUGGUCACACAGAGCCCAGCAGCUCCAGGGCUGCCGCUUUGGAAUGCGCAGUGGAGCAGACACAACAAAGAACAUACAACUCGACUAUAGAUGGCCUUAGGAAAAUCGCCCGCAAUGAAGGCGCAACUGCUCUGUGGCGAGGUCUAUCCCCGACACUUCUCAUGGCGGUUCCGGGCAACAUUAUAUAUUUUACUGGUUACGAAUGGCUCAGAUUUAACAGGGAAAGCCCCAUCGUCAAAGUCGUCAAGGAGGACUAUUCACCCUUGGUCGCCGGUAGUGUGGCAAGGAUAUUAGCAGCAGGGGCCGUCAGCCCCAUCGAGCUAUUCAGAACUCGACUCCAGGCCUCUCACGGCUCUUCAGCGGCAGGCCAUCUGGCCGACACUUUCCGAGGUAUCCGCGAGAUGGUUGGGCUCCAGGGCUACCGGUCACUAUGGCGUGGCUUAACUCUUACUUUGUGGCGGGAUGUGCCCUUCUCCGGCAUGUAUUGGUGGGGCUACGAGUUCAUCAGAGGCAACCUUACCGAUGCCCGCGAGCGAGGGAGGGGUCAGACGCGCGAUGCCGACGAGUCUCGGGGGCGUGCCCGGAGAAGGUCACAGAGCCGUGAGAACCACGCCGAGACGUUCGUGGACAGCUUUGUUGCUGGCGCAAGCUCCGGCGCGUUUGCAUCGGUGGCAACAAUGCCUUUCGAUGUUGGAAAAACGCGCACUCAAGUGUACCAGAGCAAUGGCGGCUUGUCCAAGUCUGCCAAGGCUAUAGCACCCGAGGAGCGGAGUAUGGUGCAAUUGUUGUGGCAUAUCUUCCGGACUGAGGGAGCAGCCGGGCUGUUCAAAGGUUGGAUUCCAAGGACGCUCAAGGUGGCACCCGCCUGCGCCAUCAUGAUCAGCAGCUAUGAGGUUGGUAAGAGGUCGUUCAGGAGUAUGAACGAAAGGAAAUUACGGCAAGAGAUGGAGCUGAAGCAGUCCUAAUAAAAAGGGCUCUGGUGGUAUAUUUGACUUGUUUGUUAUUUUCUUGGGACUCUUUCACGGGAAAAACACCUCUCUGUUGCGCAUUUGGAUGCAUUGUAGGGCGUUCCGGGUAUUGAAGGAAAGCGUUAAUUAAUUCUUGCGAGCUGUGAUUUUUCACAUGCUCUUUAGACGCGACGAGGAAAAAAAAAAAAAAGGAAAAAAAAAAAAAGGCCGUCCGGACUUGGGAUGUUGUGGUGGCUGUAUUUGGUUUCUUCUCAAGUCUGGUCCAGAUACAAUCCUCAAUUUCUUGGCCGGUGGUAUGGAUGUAAGACUAGGAACAAAAUAGCAAAAGCAUAGAUCUGUUGGAAAGCUCAUGAUUCAUGACAUGUUCUAACCUUUCACAAAUUCCGCGCGG
Molecule: messenger RNA, 2109 nt
Organism: Pyricularia oryzae 70-15
Lineage: Eukaryota; Fungi; Ascomycota; Sordariomycetes; Magnaporthales; Pyriculariaceae
Product: solute carrier family 25 member 40
Exons: 2
Coding region: 324-1715 (463 amino acids)
Biological process (GO): mitochondrial transmembrane transport
Source: RefSeq, a predicted model, not a curated record